AGCUUUUAAAGCCUAAACAAGUAAACAACUUAAGUUUGAAACUUAAUUGGUUAAGAAUUCUUGUAAUAUGUUUUUCUAAAAUAUAACAUUUACACCUUAAAAAAUAGGUAAAUAAGUAAUAAAACACCAUGUCUGAAAAUAUUAAGACUGUAGGACGUAAAGAAGUUUUUGAUUACACAUUGCAACGACAUGAAAAUCCUAAGUCUAAGAACGCAAGAGACCGUAGCCAAAGCCCUAUUAUCUCAGAAGCUGGUGAUGAUGAUGGUUACAUUUUAGACGAAAUAGCUAAGUUGCCCGACCUUAGUGAACUAUAUUGUGAAGAUGAACGGGAUACUUCUAUGUGUUCGUAUGAUUAUACAGAAAAAAAUGACGGGAUGUCCAAAUCUGAUGUCUAUCACAAAAAUUUAAAAAGGAACAGACAAGAUAGUUUUAAACUUUUUACUGAUAUGCAAACUACUGUUCAGGAGCCUUCACACACUAAAUAUGAUAUGUCACAUCUAUUGAAAUACAAUAAUUUAACAACCACUUCAACGCAAUCGGAUGAUUCACGGCAUAUCACCAUGUUAAUAAGACAAAGGGACAAUUGUAAAAAAAGUGCUAUAGAGCUUAAAAAUAAAUUGAAAGCCUUAAAGCUUCAAAGUAAAAGCAGCAAAUCGUUAAGUACUGAUAAUUUCUUCAAAAAUAAUAAUAAACUGCAGUUGGACCUCCAUAAUAAGUUGAAGGCUACCGGCAAUGUUGUAAAGAUGUUGGAUGAAAUCAUAGAAGCAGAAUGUUCCGAAGCUUACAAUACAGAAACAAAAGACAGGAGCCAAGCACAGAAACAAUAUAAAUAUAAUUACGAAUAUUAUGACCCGGAGUUACACUGGUGUCAUAUUUGUAACGUGUUCCCGCAGACCGCAAAAGAUUUUCUAAAACAUUUGCAUAGCAGUCUUCAUCAGGAAAAAAGUGCAGACCACAUUGAAAAGCCGUGGAGUGAACAGACGGAUUUUGACGAAGGUUUCCCUCAUGUGCCUUCUGCUCCCUCAAAACGAACGCCUAUUAGAGGUCUUCAGUUCUAUGUGCCAACAACAGCGUGGUACUGUAAGCUGUGCAAGCACUUCAUGGGCGAUGCGAACUCUGCCUCAAAUCAUCUGAAGUCUAUCAUACACGCUAACAAGUAUAAUGAAUUUAUUGAGCAUAACCCACAUUUUGAGACCGACUGGAUUUCCGAUCGGCAGAAGGCGUACGAAAAAGUUCAAAGAUUGAAGAGGAUGAUCGAAAAUGAGAAGAUAGUUAGCAUUUGUGUCAGUAGUGACACAGACAGUGAACCUACUCAUACGAAGGAAAAAAGAAUGAAAAAGGAACGUCACAAUAAGCAUACGAAAGAGAAUACUUUGAAGACAAACUUAGAAAAAUUUGACGAAAUAGAUUCAACGCGAUCCCGACAUACAUUUACUCCAAGCGAUCGUGUUUAUGGCCGUUCUGUCUCUCGUGAGGUAGAUGAUGAUGAAAGGAGACGUUUAGAAGCACGCUGGAAAGAUAAAUAUAGUGAAGGAGAGAGACGGAUAAACGAAAGAGACAGGUAUUCUGACGAAAGAGAGAGAUACCAGGAGAGAUCAAGACUGUGUUAUAACGAGAGGGAGAGACGGAGGGAUGAAGAAGAGAGAGAAAGAAGACAUCGACGGGAUUCAAGGUAUAAGCACCGAUACAGACGCGAUUCGUGGGAACGUGAACGAUUACGAGAGCCACAACAAACUAAACCAAAAUACAGGGAAACUAAUGCAAAAAUGUUGCCGGAACCUGAAAAAGAUAAUGAGAAACCAAAAUGUAAUAUGAAAGAACUGAAAGACACUGCGACGAAAUUAUAUAACAAUGAACGCAAAAAGAACGAAAACAUUUAUCAACUCGCUGCCACUUGGCUAAACAACAAUCCUUUGCCUAUCUAUCCACCAAUAGCUGUACCUGACGGCGACAUAAAUCAGUAUUAUCCUUAUGGGUAUCCUUAUUAUAUGGGAACGGGUUAUGGAUUAGAGUCUAUGAUGAAUCCCAGAAUGAUAGCUCCUUGUACUGGUAACUCCGGAACAAGUUUAUUGGGCGAACCACCGAUAUAUUACGGAUUUAAUCAAACAUUCUCACUUUUGUAUAAUCAGAUGAAUCAGCAAAGCAAAACAAUUGGAAAUAUAAUACCGCAGGACUCGAAAGAACAAAUAGAGGAAGAAACCAAUGGUGUAGAAGAAAAUGAAAAGUGUAAACAAGAAGGAAAUGAAAAUGAGAAUAAUGGAAUAGAAGAAAAUUCAAUAGUACAACAAAACUUAGAGAGUGUUAAAGAUGAAUCUCAAUCUGAUAAGGAUCUCCAAGAGCAGCCUCCUAAUGAUAAGGAAAACGUUGAAGUUCAAACAUCUGACAAUAAUCAAAACGCAUCUAUUAAAACUUAAUGCUAUGCAAAUAUAGUAACACUACCCAGAGUAGUGUUGAUCCUAGUGGAUUAAAUGUAUGACUCAUCCUUGGGGUCGUAGAUUCGAUCCCCGGGUUCAAAUGACCUUUUGUUUAUGUGUACAUUUAACACUCGAUCGUACGGCGAAGGAAAAUAUCGUGAGGAAACCAUCAUGCCUUAGACACAGAAGAUUGAUCACUUACUCGCCUAAUAGAAAUGAUCACAGGACAUAUACCUAGAGUAAUCUGAGGCCCAGACCUAAAAGGCUAUACAUAUAUACGUAUCCUAGGCCGUGUGUACGGUCAAAUGUUAAAAUAACCCAAUAAUGUUUACCCAAAAAGAACCGGAUUUCGAUUGGGGUUAUCUAUGUGUAGGUGAUUUAGAAAAAUAUUUCACUUGCAAUUAAGUUUAAGGCAUUCCAGUAUAGAGUUAGGAAUGUUUUGCAUCAUACCGGGUAUAAAAUGACCUCCAAAUCUUAACUUGAACAGAUCUUUUGGUUGUACAAAGGAAUAUCUGCGUUUUUUUU
Molecule: messenger RNA, 2939 nt
Organism: Pieris napi
Lineage: Eukaryota; Metazoa; Arthropoda; Insecta; Lepidoptera; Pieridae
Exons: 14
Coding region: 129-2414 (761 amino acids)
Biological process (GO): negative regulation of DNA-templated transcription; positive regulation of DNA-templated transcription
Cellular component (GO): nucleoplasm
Molecular function (GO): zinc ion binding; nucleic acid binding
Source: RefSeq, a predicted model, not a curated record